AUGACGCCCGAAGAAUUGGCACGUUUUGCCAGUGAUGUGAGGCUUUUCUCCCCAGAAGAUAUUGACCGUUUGCAUCGUGUUCUCUUCCGCCUCCAAGAAGCCUCCGUCGAUUUUACGCCCGCUGCUAUAGAGCGCGAGUACAAAUCCAUAUGCUUGGAAAGCCAUGUCUCGACGCAGUACGAUGACCCGUGCUUGCAGUGGCUCCUUGAUCUCCUCGAGACUGACCCCGAAAUCCCUCUCAACGAAAAGUUUCUCGAUGUUUUACAGGAGGCGAACAUAGUGUUGACCACGGACGGAACUUCAACAGAGGCGGCGACCGACUACGAGGAGGACUACAAAGGACGAGUCGACAAUGAUGUUUCUAUACCAGUACGACCUGUUACACCUGACUCCAUCGACUCCAUCAAUGAAAACGAUCCUCUCUGGCAGCAAGCUGUCGCCCUCGACAAUCGAAAAUUAGCAUCGCAGGCGCUUGAACAAUGGCGUCACAAGUUGCAGCUGCAAAGAGCCGCAUAUCUGGAAUAUGAGGACCCGGCUAUGAAUGCAGUGGCAGACAGUUUGUACCUCCGCAAUCUGGCAAGAAAGGUUCUGUCGCAUUGGCGCAACACUGUCGCAGAAAUCCGCCAAAUGGAUAAUGUCGCGGACGACUUUCGCAUGCGACGAGAUGCUGCAUUUUCACUUAAGAAUUGGACACUGGCGACCCGCGAAAUGCUCUUUGUUAAGGUCAGAGAUGAGAAAAUACUGCGUAAAACAUUGGAAAAAUGGCAAGAGAAGACUGCGAGCGUCAAGCAAAUGGAAGCCGCAGCUGCUGACUUCCGCGACCGACAAGCGCUUCAAAAUGUCCUGGUGAAGAUGGUAGCCAAGAGGAGUCAGAUCAGGCAAGCAGAAAGUCAAGCUGUUCUUGUGUACGAAGGGAAUUUGAGCCGGAAAACGCUUCACACAUGGGUGGUGCAGCUCGACCAUAUCCGGUUGAAUGAGCGACGAGCAGAGGCCGCAGCAGACUAUUUCGCAAGCAAACACAUUCUUCAGAAGUGGCGGGAGAAGGCUCGAUUCCGGAUCGAAGAGAGAAAGGCUUUGGAGGCUCGCAAGCAUGUUUUGAGCUUUACGUACUUUCACAAAUGGCGAGCCGCAACCAGAAAGAGUAAAGAGGCGAAAUAUACCGAAGCGUACAAAACCAUGCGAAGAAGAGUCAAGAUGAACAUCGCUCGGACGGCACUGAUCGUUUGGAGGGAGAAAGCCACCCAGAUGCGUCAAAUGGAUGUGACCGCUCAGGAGUUUCGAGCUCGCAAAGACGUGGAGAGUGCAAGGCGCACAGCCCACGGCGCCAUCAUAACCAUGUUCAACAAGGCUGAGCAGGUGCAGGAAGCUAACCUCCAAGCCGAUGCUUUCUUCCGCAAGAAUCUCAUUGAGCGUCUCCAUAUCUUCGGUUCGAAUUGGCUCGUCCCCACCCGACAGGUCCUCGAGAAUCAGAGGAGGGCGGAUGAGUACCGUUCUACAAGGACUGCCAGCUAUGCUGUGCAAAUGCUGAGGAACUGGAGGAAUGCGGCGUUCAGAACAAAGCGACUGGAGGAGGAUGCCGAUGUAUUGUUCCAUCGUAAUGAGAAGAGACGGGCUCUUGGGUUCCUCCAGAAAUGGAGGCAGGCGUCGGCAGGGUCGAACAGUGAGGAGGCGGUAAGGGAGGUCUCCUUGGUUCCAGCGACGCCGGCGGCUCGAAGGAACCAAUUGCUGGCCUCUACGACACCGGCGUACACUCCAGCUGUUGGCCUGUUUGGUAGGAACGACGACGCGGUGGAGGAAGAGGAGUGA
This is a messenger RNA of Fonsecaea multimorphosa CBS 102226, 1806 nucleotides long. RefSeq lists its product as uncharacterized. Bases 1 to 1806 code for a protein of 601 amino acids. The record is from RefSeq and is a predicted model, not a curated record. NCBI's taxonomy places the organism in Eukaryota, Fungi, Ascomycota, Eurotiomycetes, Chaetothyriales, Herpotrichiellaceae. The transcript has a single exon.